ACAGCAAAUACCAGAGCCUUUGUGGUCUGUGGACACAGCGUCAUGCAACAGCUGAUAUAAAGGCGAGCUGGGACAAGGAGAGGCGCCUUCAUACGGAAGUUGCACCAUCGCUCACUUGAGCAGAAGGGGGCGCUGUGGUCACAGUCACACUCUACAAGUACUAAUGUUACAUUAAGCGAAGAAGAAAAGUUUUACCAAUUUAUUAUGGAAAGUGUUUUAAAUAAGCAAAAGAGCCAAUGUACAGCUUUUUCCUGGAGUUUCAAAGCAUCGUUCAGAAUGGAGGUUAAGAAAAAAAACAUAUUCACAAAUUUACGCCUGAAAAUUGGCAAUAAGAAGAAGCCCGCUAAAAAUCCCUUUGCCAAGAAGAAAAGGAAUAUGCCCAAUCGCCGCAGUGUUUCCGUACCAGAUUUAAGUGAGGCAUUAUCUGCAGAGGAAAGCUCACCUGGUGUGGAUGAUACUGAUUCUGCCGUUCAGUAUUGUCCCGAAGACAAACCGGGUGAUUCAGUCCCAAAAGAUCAGUCAUCUGUGGCUUCGAAUAGGAUGAGUGCACCGAUGGAGACUAUGAGCCUUAUUGAAGAAAUCACUGAUGAGAUGGCAUCAAAUGCAGAUACCCUGACGAACAUGCCACAAGACCUUUUGUCUGCACAAACUAAAAACGCAAAGGGCAACGCUGCAUCAUCGACUGUUGACCCUGCUCCUGCAACAAGACAUGUUCUUGUUGACAGACAAGUACUUUCACCAAGUCCAGACCUUGCAGACAGGGAGAGUCUCUCCGGUAGAAAGGAGAACAGUGAAAAUACACAGAGAGUGCUUUCAGGUACCCUGGCUUCAGCACUGGUCAGAGCCCACUCACUGGGAGAGCAACAGAACCUUUACAAAGAGAAGAAGGACAUGGCACCUGAAAGAGCAACGCCACCAAGAAUGAAGAAAAUUGCUUUUGUAGAGAAACCUCAGCUUGUAUUAGAUAUACAGGGUCCUCCUGAGAAUGCGGACCUCACUUCACUGGACUCGGCCUGCGACACUCCUAGUGAGGAUCAAGUCAGCACGCUCUGGACAGACUCGGAAGAACCAGAACCAGACCCAGACUCAUGCUUAGAAACCAGAGACACUCAGCUGGACGAAGACCAGGACGAUUUGACAGAGAUUCCGAAUGAACAGUCCGACGAUUCUGAUGAAAAUGGUCAAGAUCCUGCUAUGACAGGAGGAACUGAGGACCAAGUGUCAGCCCCAUUCCAGAGAUACCUCCUGAACAUCAAUCUGAAACGAGGAAAGAACCUUGUGAUAAGAGAUAAACGUGCUGGCUCCAGUGAUCCUUAUGUGAAGUUUAAAAUGGAAGGAAAACAGCUGUACAAGAGUAAAGUGGUGUAUAAAAACUUGAACCCACGGUGGAACGAGUCCUUCUCGUAUCCCCUGCGUGAUCGAGAUCACGUCAUGGAAGUCCGGGUCUUUGAUAAAAAUCGCACUACUGAUGACUUCAUGGGUGCCAGCGCUAUAAGCCUGAAAGAAAUGGAACUGUACAAAACCUAUGAACUGGAGUUGCCUCUUGAAGAUCCAAAAAGUAAAGAAGACGACAUGGGAGUUGUUUUUGUUGAUGUUUACUUAACGUACAGAGAUCCCACGCUGAAAAGAACCCCUAUAUGGAUAGCAAAGAUUAAGAAGCCGACCCCGGUUGUGCAGCGAACAGGCGAAGUGCCGGCGAAGAAUCAGCAGAGCAACCAGACGUGGUCUAGGGUCCUCACUGUCGCCCUGAUAGAGGGACAGGACUUCCCAUCGAGCGGCCAAGGGGACAUCUAUGUUCGCUUUCGCCUCGGCGAGCAGAAGUACAAGAGCAAGCACCUUUGCGUUCAGCCCAAUCCCCAGUGGAGAGAACAGUUUGACUUCAAUCAAUUUGAAGAUAACCAGGAACCUCUGCAAGUAGAGGUGUACUCUAAGAGAGGAAGGAAGGGUGAGGAAUCAUGGGGAAUGUUUGAGAUUGACCUAGAGAGCCUUACACUUAAUGAGAGGCAGUUCUACACUCAUGUGCUGAACCCAGGAAAGGGCAUACUGGUGCUUCUGGUCACCUUAAGAUCCUGCUGGGGAGUCUCCAUCUCUGAAGUUGAAACAGCUCUCAUGGAGAAGCCUGACGAGAGAAAGUCGAUACAGGAGAGAUUUAGCUUAAGGAACUCUCACAAGUGUAUGGGGGAGGUUGGCUUCCUGCAGGUUAAGGUUAUAAAGGCAAAUGAUCUUCCAACAACCGAUCUCAAUGGAAAAAGCAACGCCUUCUGUGUUAUUGAGCUUGGUAACGGCAAACUUCAGUCUCACACAGUGUACAAGACUGUCAAUCCAGACUGGAACAAAGCCUUUACAUUCCCAAUCAAGGACAUUAAUGAUGUGAUAGAGUUGACUGUCUUUGAGGAAAAUGGAGUGGGAUCUCCAACAUUUUUGGGGAAAGUGGACAUUCCUUUACUGACUAUUCAAAAUGGUCAGGAGAUAACUCUGUUUUUGAAAAAAGAAAAUUUGGAAAGUCUGUCUAAAGGAACCAUCACAGUGGCGAUGGAGGUUGUCUAUAACCAAGUCAGGGCUUGCGUCAGAACCUUUCAACCAAAGGAAGCCAAACUGAAUGAGGAAAACCUGAAAUUCUCCAAAAAGGCUCUUGCCCGGCAUAUAUUUCGGGUUCGAAAAAUCAGCACAGUAGUCCUGAACACGUUACAGUACAUUAAAAGCUGUUUCCAAUGGGAAAGCACACAACGGAGUCUAUUAGCCUUUCUGAUCUUCCUUGUGACGGUUUGGCACUGGGAUCUCUUCAUGCUGCCCCUCUUCCUGCUUCUGCUCAUCGGCUGGAACUACUUCCAGCUCGCUGCAGGGAAGGCCACCUUCAACCAGGACCUGGCGAACGAAAGCAUGGGUGAAGAUGAAGACGAAGACGAGAAGGAAGCUGGGAAAAAGGGUUUGAUGGAUAAGAUACAUAUGGUGCAAGAAAUAGUACUUACCGUCCAGAGCCUCCUGGAUGAGAUCGCCAACAUCGGGGAGCGAGUCAAAAACAUAUUUAACUGGUCUGUCCCGUUCUUGUCGACCCUGGCCUGCGUGGGGCUGUUCGCGGCAACAGCACUCUUGUAUUUCGUCCCACUGAGAUACAUUGUGCUGAUUUGGGGCGUUCACAAAUUUACCAAGAAGCUGCGCAACCCAUAUUCUAUUGACAAUAAUGAAAUACUGGAUUUCCUCAGGAGGGUGCCGUCCGACGUUCAAAAGGUGCAGUACAGCAUGGUGAGAGCGCCCACCAGCCAGAAAAAGAAAAAGUAAGCUCGGCGGACGCUCCGGAUGAAAGGCUGCUCUUCUUUUGAAUACGCUGCGAUGCAGUCCACCUGACAACAAUGACCCCGUGCACCCCCACCGCACCACCCCAAGUCUGCCCCCUGCUGUGGAGGGGCAGCCAGUCGCUCUCUGGUUUGUGCAUUUGGCACCCCCCUGACAGGGGCUGUGAACUGCAGCAACUAGGAGGCCAGCACAUGGCGCUGUCAAUCACAAGCCUGGAGGUAAAGAAAAGAGAGCUCGGCGAGACUCAGCCUUCAUCUUUGGAUGUGAUUUAGGAAAAGGAAUGAAAGCGUGGGGUUUGGCUUUCCGCAGACACGCACGCUUCUGUUCUGGGAUUCUGGAUUUUGAAGAAACUAAGCAAUUUACCUUAUAGUAAAAUGAACAGAUUACAGUUUAUAGAAAACAGACCCACUCUACAUGUAAAUAAUAAAAAAAAGUUUUAUAUAUUCCAAACAAUUUAAAGGGAUUUAUAAAGAAUUAUGUUUUGUCAACAUAGUGUGUUAGGGCAAAUUACCCAAAUCUAAUAUUCUGUGAAGGAUUUUUUUUAUCAUAUUUCAUAUUUUUACCUGUUUUAUUUUAACUUGUGAACAAAUGAAUUUAUAUUUCUAAGUAUAAAUUUGUCAUGAUUCAUUCAGUUAAUUGUUAAUUUAUCUUUACAUCGUGUCUGAAUCAUUAUCAUCAACAGAGAACUUCUAAAAAUCCAAUAAAAUCUCGAUCAGUUUGA
Betta splendens (Siamese fighting fish) is the source of this 4015-nucleotide messenger RNA. It is a transcript of the gene mctp2a, whose product is annotated as multiple C2 domains, transmembrane 2a. The transcript is spliced from 24 exons. The coding region runs from base 205 to 3279 and encodes 1024 amino acids. The record is from RefSeq and is a predicted model, not a curated record. Gene Ontology annotation, molecular function: calcium ion binding. NCBI's taxonomy places the organism in Eukaryota, Metazoa, Chordata, Actinopteri, Anabantiformes, Osphronemidae. Gene Ontology annotation, cellular component: synaptic vesicle membrane. Gene Ontology annotation, biological process: regulation of neurotransmitter secretion.